Messenger RNA from Toxotes jaculatrix (banded archerfish), 2350 nucleotides. RefSeq names its product beta-1,3-galactosyl-O-glycosyl-glycoprotein beta-1,6-N-acetylglucosaminyltransferase 4-like. The record is from RefSeq and is a predicted model, not a curated record. The transcript has 3 exons. Gene Ontology annotation, cellular component: membrane. NCBI's taxonomy places the organism in Eukaryota, Metazoa, Chordata, Actinopteri, Toxotidae. Gene Ontology annotation, molecular function: acetylglucosaminyltransferase activity. The coding region runs from base 197 to 1486 and encodes 429 amino acids.
CUCCAGACCGCGAUGGAGGUCCGGACGUAGCAGACCGGACUCGUUGCCGCUGGGCUCUAUCAAAAAGCGCAGUCUUUACGCAUGUAAAGACGUACUGUUCCAGAAACGGGCUGUCUGUUAAUAAAGGUUUCUGUGGAGCUGUGGCUGAAGUUUGCAUGGCACCAAAGCCGCUCAAAGACAACUUCAGAGAGCAAGAAUGAAAACAAGAUGUGCUCACUACAUACAUAGAUUGAGACAGAGGUGCUUCCUGUUUUCUCUGUCUCUGCUGGUGGUCUGUCUGUUCAAACUUGUCUACAUUAAAGUGACAGUGAGGGACAGCGUCUACGUUGAGCCCUAUGGAAUCACUGUCAGCAUAUCCGGAACCCACAGCCACAGGUACGACGUCAGCUGCACUGCCAUUUACGAGCUCGACCCCGUGGAGAUUGGCAAGGCUCUGGAGAUAAAACGGAAAGUCAUCGUUGAUGUGGAUGAUGAAAGCACUGUGAGUUUGACCUCAGAUUGUCAAACAUUUAUAAAAACAAGGGCUUACAAUGAAGUUCCACUGUCAAAUGCAGAGCGAAGCUUCCCAUUGGCUUACUCUCUUGUGGUGCAUAAGAACGCACCCAUGGUGGAGCGCAUUCUUCAUGCCAUCUAUUCACCUCAUAACAUCUAUUGCAUUCACUAUGAUCAGAAGUCCUCUCCAGUGUUUAUAAAGGCCAUUAAAAACCUGGCUCAGUGUAUUCCAAAUGUGUUGAUUGCCUCAAAAUUGGAAUCUGUGGAAUAUGCCCACAUCAGCAGGCUUAAUGCUGACCUCAACUGCCUCUCUGACCUGCUGAAGUCAGAGGUCAGGUGGAAGUAUGUCAUCAACCUGUGCGGCCAGGACUUUCCUCUCAAGACAAACUAUGAACUGGUAAUGGAGCUGAAGCAGCUGAAUGGCAGUAACAUGCUGGAGUCCAGCCGACCCAGCGAACUCAAAAAGCAGCGCUACCGCUUCCAGCAUGAGCUGAAAAAUGUGCCUUAUGAGUACCGUCAUAUUCCUGUCAAAACCACAGUGGCCAAAGAUGUUCCUCCUCAUGGUAUUGAGAUGUUCAUUGGGAGUGCAUACUUUGUCCUGUCAUGGGAUUUUGUGAAUUACAUUAGCAGCAGCCAGAUGGCAAAGGACUUUCUGGCAUGGUCUGCUGACACAUACUCGCCAGAUGAACACUUCUGGGCCACCCUUGUCAGGGUCCCUGGGGUUCCAGGACACAUCCCCAGGUCAGAGGCAGACAUCACAGAUCUGAGGAGUAAGACACGACUAGUAAAAUGGAACUAUUUAGAAGGAAAUCUUUACCCAGCCUGCACAGGUACACACAUGCGGAGUGUUUGCAUCUACGGAGCUGCUGAACUUCGCUGGCUCCUUAACUAUGGCCACUGGUUUGCUAACAAAUUCGACCCCAAAGUUGACCCGAUCCUGAUUAAGUGUUUGGAGGAGAAGCUGAUGGAAAGACGUCAGUACAUGCAAACAUGAUAGUGAAGGGAAGAGGGAAUGUGACAAGGAGAGAGUUGUUUCAGUGUCUAAUAUGUGAUAAAGAAAAGUGUCAAAGUACAUCUACUCAAUCACAACCAGUUUUUUUAUGUGAGUUUUUUUCUUUUGUUCAACUCUUGUUAUCUAUUUACUGUAAAAUAUUGAAAUUGUUAGAGUACACAUUUGCGUACUUUUCAGAGUAAGCGUUUUCAAACUAACGUAAUAAGGUCAUAAAAUGCGGGUUACUAUAGAUUAGAUCACCGAAAACUGUAUAAAGAGGCACUACGUGAAGCACCUGCAACAUUAAAACACUGCAUCAAUAAUGCAUCUGUAAUUUAACACCGUAAAAGGGAUCAUUCUUCAGAAUGACUUCUUUUACUUGUGUUAACAAGGCCCUUUAGCUGCUACGACUAUUUACUUUUACUUGUAAUGAAUUGUUUUGACAAUGAGGUAUUGCUAAGGGAUUUGAAUUCUCUUUUCACCUCUGCUAAAUUAAACCAUCCUACUGCAACAGGAUAGGGCACUUACGGACACUCAGCAGGGAGUUCCCUGUUCACAUGAUGUCAUUCAUUCUAAUCGUUGUCAGGCGGUAGCCCUCAGUGACUUCACAAAGCAUUUAAUCAGUAACAGGGAAAUGAAGAAGUGCCUGUGACUAAGGAAUAGUAGGUUAUUUCAGGAAAAGUUAUCCUUAAAAUAAGUGAUUCCAGGUACUCUUCUUAUAUUGAGAGUAUAAAUACCAAAGUUCCAUGUUUUAUUCAUGGGUUCUGUAAAUUAAAAGCUCCACAGUUUUUUGGAGAUAGUUGAUUUGAAAAAGUGAAAAAUCUGUGAUGAUUUCUUUAUUUCUGAAUAAAGGUAUGAUGCUUCUUA